Molecule: messenger RNA, 837 nt
Organism: Paramecium tetraurelia
Lineage: Eukaryota; Ciliophora; Oligohymenophorea; Peniculida; Parameciidae
Exons: 5
Biological process (GO): regulation of DNA-templated transcription
Molecular function (GO): DNA-binding transcription factor activity; sequence-specific DNA binding
Source: RefSeq, a predicted model, not a curated record
AUGCAAUAGAAAAAAAGUCCGAAGUUUUUAGAUAAGCUAUUUGAUUUGCUAGAAUCAGAGCAAUAUAGGUUUUUGAGAUGGAGUGAUGAUGGUACAUCAUUUGAGGUUUGUGAUAUCAAGAAAUUAGAGAAAUAAAUACUUAGAGUAUUCUAUAAACAGAAGUCAUUUGCGAGUUUUAUUAGGCAAUUAAAUUUGUAUGGUUUUAAGAGAACAAAGAUUCGACGAAACAUCAAUGUGUUUGCUCAUCGUUAUUUUAUUCAAGGAGAGAAAAAAUAGUUGAUAAAUAUCAUUAGUUAAAAUAAAAUGAAGGUCCUUGAAGAACUUAGCAAUUAGGAUAAUAAUCUGAAACACUAAAUUUAUGAGGCGGAGCAUCAGUAACUAACUGAAACUUUGAAGGAUCUUCAAAAUUAGUAAAAGUAAAUACAAUUGAAAUUUAAUGAGCAAAUUCAUUUAUAGAUGUAAUUAAAACUUAGAAUUGUAUAAAUAAUGAACCAAAUUAAUACUCACGAUAUCACUAUAAAUAUCAAGGCCUAACACUCUUAUUAAUUGUUAUGUAAGGUAAUGCAAUUGAUUCCAAACAACGAAUAACACAAAGAGGAAAUGGCUAUUAUUCGAAGUAUUUGCAAGGUGUUCAAUGAAUUUCAUUUGGAAUCCAUGUCUUCAUAUUUGGGCAGUCCAAACGAAAGAUUAACUCCCUUGCCAUUUUAUUUAUAAGACUCAAGUGUUUCCUUGGACUUUGGAAGCAAGUUAGGGUAAAACUAAUUUUAUGAAUUGCUUCAAAGUCAAGCAACGAAGAUAUUUGAACCCUCCUAAGUAAAAUAGCAAUUUAUGAUUUGA